UGGCGUGACAUGCGCAGUGGCUGUGAGGGCCGUUUCCUGGGCGACGAGAGGCGGCGGCGGUGAGGAGGCUGGAGCUGUGCACAGUACACACGGGGGGGGGGGAGAGGCUGCGCUGUAACGGUCAGGGCGGCUCGCGUGAGGAGUCACUCUGCAGCGCCUGAAGCCCGGCCAUGGCUGAACUAGGGCUAAAUGAACACCAUCAAAAUGAAGUAAUCAACUACAUGCGCUUUGCUCGUUCAAAACGAACAGUGAGGCUGAAAACUGUUGACUCCUGCUUUCAGGACCUUAAAGACAGCAGGCUGACAGAAGACACGUUCACAGUGGAUGAACUGACAGAGAUGUUAGAUGGACUACAGGUUGUGGUUCACAGUGAGGUGGAGUCAGAGCUCAUCAACACUGCCUACACUAAUGUGCUGCUUCUACGCCAACUCUUAUCUCAAUCUGAGAAAUGGUACCUGAAACUACAAACAGAUAUCUCUGAGCUGGAAAACAGAGAACUCUUGGAGCAAGUGGCAGAAUUUGAAAAGGCAGAAUUUACUUCAGGAAAGAAAACAAACUCUGAAGCCAUGAAGCCAAAGCUUGCUCCACUGAACGAAGGAGGAUCAUCUGGACUCUUAAGCAAGGAAAUUGCAAGACUCCAAGAUGAGAAUGAAAAACUAAAAGCCAGGCUUAAAACUAUAGAAACACAGGCUACAAGUGCACUGGAUGAAAAGUUGAAACUUGAAAAAACUGUUAAAGACCUGGAAAAAGUUCAACAAGACCAAAAGCCUAAAUUGAAUACUAAGGAGGUGACUGAUCUUGAGAAGACAGUGGCAACACUGAGGGAAGAUUUUGAGAAGACUCUGAAUGCAAGCACCGAAAGCCAGAAAUCAUUAGAGGAUAAUCUGAUUUCUACUAAACACAACCUUCUCAAAGUACAGGAGCAACUAGAAAUGGCUGAGAAGGAAUUGGAAAAGAAGUUCCAGCAAACGGCUGGAUAUCGUAAUAUGAAAGAAAUAUUGACAAAAAAGAAUGACCAAAUAAAGGAGCUACGCAAACGCCUUUCAAAGUAUGAACCAGAAGACUAAGAACAUUGUGUGACAGUUUUCAGCUGUUAAGCUGUGUCAGAAAGGAAACUUCAGAGAGAAAGUCCUACUACAUUCAAUCUGAUCUCAAUAUUUUGGAGGAUUUGUCAAAAUCUUAGUCAGCGAGGCGCUAUGUUUAACAUUUUAAUUUCACCCACAUGUAUUAUACCUUUUAUAUUAUAUGUUCCUGGUAUCAUUUCAUGGUAAAGAAUAUCACGGUAACACAAUGAUUAUUUGUUGAUCUCUGUGCAUUGAAAUGGAGCAGGAGUCAUCCAAUAUCAGCACAAAUCCCAAACACACUAAAGCCAUUGUAUAAAACGUGAAUCAACAAUAUGUGUACGCAGGAGUCAUUUCAGAGCAGUCACGCAAUGCUACGGGCUCCAAUUACUAUGAAAAUCAUUGGAUAAGAUUACUGCCUUGUAAUCAACUCCAAAUAUCCCAACAAUUAAUUUCAUUUUUUUUCUUUUUAUUUUUUUUCUUCUCAGCCAUAAAGUACAAACUACAUUUACCACUGAAAUUGUUCUUAAUUUCAAAGUAAAACAGAGUUUCACCUAAAGAAAAUCUAGCUGACAUAAUCUGACUUGCACCCAUCAUUUAGAUUAAAUGCAUUUUCACUAUAAGUGGAAUAUCUAAGAUCAUUUGCUUGAUACUUUCCUAUGUAAGUUUGCUCUGUUGAAAGUACAGUAUACUACAUGACAAGAAAAUGAAUUAAAAUUAAAAUGUUACACCAU
Messenger RNA from Callorhinchus milii (elephant shark), 1795 nucleotides. RefSeq names its product leucine zipper transcription factor-like 1 (gene lztfl1). The record is from RefSeq and is a predicted model, not a curated record. The transcript is spliced from 10 exons. Gene Ontology annotation, cellular component: cytoplasm. Gene Ontology annotation, biological process: negative regulation of protein localization to cilium. Lineage: Eukaryota; Metazoa; Chordata; Chondrichthyes; Chimaeriformes; Callorhinchidae. The coding region runs from base 171 to 1067 and encodes 298 amino acids.